This is a messenger RNA of Bacidia gigantensis, 915 nucleotides long. RefSeq lists its product as uncharacterized. The record is from RefSeq and is a predicted model, not a curated record. Bases 1 to 915 code for a protein of 304 amino acids. Lineage: Eukaryota; Fungi; Ascomycota; Lecanoromycetes; Lecanorales; Ramalinaceae. The transcript has a single exon.
AUGAGCACUGCUGCACGGCGCCGCACUGAGCUCGAUCAGAGCUAUCUGACACAUUAUGCCACCCCUGAAUCAACUGGAUCAGCCGGCUUCUCAAUUGCUUACGACGUGCUCCGUUCCAAAGCGGAAGCAUUCUCUCUCGACUGGAGUGGAUACGACGAAGGCCACUUUGCAAGCCUUGGUUCGAACAUCGCCCGAUGCUCGCCCGUAGUCAUUCCCGACCUCAUGCGCGGCCUGAUGUGGCGUGGCCGCCACCAAUCCAAGGUGUUCCAAGUCUUCAUGCAGCUUUGUCUGCACCAAUUUUGUAGACUCGCAUCUUUGGAAGAACCCGUGCAACACCUGUUCAAUUUGCCCGAUCUUGUUGCCCAUGUCGGCGGGGCUUUGUUUAGUUUCGAGGGUCUGAAACCCUUGAUGCACCCGGGUUCGGAUUAUAUCGAGUUCGAUGACCCGCUCGUCACCUGGAUGCAUUUCAAUGGUCCUGUCGUCUGGCUUGCGGUCAUGAUUGUGCGAUCUGCAACCAACCUCGCCGACGUCUUCGACUUCAUCGUACAGUGUGGACAUCUCGGGCGUUGUUCCAAGGAGGAAGUUGACCGAUUACUCGAUGCCUGCCUGAAAGAGAAGCUUCCAAACCCAGAAGCUUGUAAGGAUCCCACGAUGGCCAAUUAUAAAGAUGGGGUCAACGGAUCGCCCUUCUUCGGUAUGUUCCUGCCGAGUGGAGCUGGAGCCAGCCUUGCUUCUCCCGACGACUUGUUCACGUCAACUUACCAUGCCUUCUACUCUCGUCUCACUAAGAUUGAAGAGGCGUACGAUGCGCUCUUCGAUGUUCCAGAGCAUGACCGACUUUCAAUAAGGUUUCAGCAAGACAAAAAGAAGGAUGCCAGAGAGUUGACACCUUAUCCAAUUCCACCAAACCCCUGA